GCUAGAUUGUUGACCAGUCAAGAGCAACAUUCAAGCUCAUCUGAAAUACUCUGUUGUUUGCAUUUCUGCAAUUCUUGAACGCUACCCUGCUGACCACGUGUUGUGUGGAAUGGUCACCUGACUCUGAUCACGUGGUGUGUGGAAUGGUCACCUGACUCUGACGCGUCCUGGAGGAGGAACGAGGAAGAGGAGAGAAGAUGGAAGGCAACAGGGACGAGGCUGAAAAAUGUAUAAAAAUCGCCACAAGGGCACUGGAUGCAGGCGACAGAGAGAAAGCACUGAAGUUUCUCUACAAAGCAGAGAAGCUGUAUCCAACUGACACAGCCAAAGAUUUGUUGGAUGCAUUGACGAAAAAUGGGAGCUCUGCAGGAAAUGGUGCUUAUCGCAGGAGACCAGCAGACCAUUCACAAGGUGCUGGUGCACAGCCAGAAAGCGAGAACCACGAACAAGGGGGCCCGGAGACAAAGGGCUUCACCAGGGAGCAGGUGGAAGGGGUUCAAAGGAUAAAACGGUGUAAGGAUUUCUAUGAUGUCCUUGGUGUCAGCAAAGAUGCCAGUGAAGAUGAGCUAAAGAGAGCUUACAGAAAACUAGCCCUGAAGUUUCAUCCAGAUAAAAACCAUGCUCCAGGAGCCACUGACGCCUUUAAAAAGAUUGGUAAUGCUUAUGCAGUACUCAGUAACGCAGACAAACGCCGGCAGUAUGAUGUGUCCGGCGGGGAGGAGCCCAGUGGCACCAGUCACACAAACGGAGGAGGCUUUGAUUUCCACAGAGGCUUCGAGGCCGACAUCACCCCGGAAGACCUUUUCAAUAUGUUCUUUGGAGGCGGAUUUCCUUCGUCAAGUCCACAUACUUUUAGCAAUGGCAGAUCUAGUUACAGUCAUCACACAAACAGGCAUGAAAGAACAAACGAUAGAGGAGAUGGAGGUUUUUCAAUGUUCAUUCAGAUCAUGCCAGUCUUAGUCCUAAUUUUAGUGUCAGUACUUAGUCAGAUGAUGGUUUCUCCUUCACCAUACAGUCUCUAUGCUAGACCGUCCACAAGUCAGACCAUAAAGCGACAAACAGAAAACCUACAUGUCGACUAUUAUGUCACAAAAGAGUUCAAGUCUGACUUCAAAGGCUCCGCGCUACAGCAGAUAGAGAAAAGUGUUGAAGAAGACUAUGUAUCAAAUGUCAGAAAUAAUUGUUGGAAGGAGCGACAGACAAAAACAGACCUGCUGUAUGCUGCUAAGGUCUACAGGGACGACCGCAUGCGCAAGAAAGCAGAACUCAUGACCAUGGAUAACUGCAAGGAGUUAGACAGAUUAAAUAAUAUUUUUAGGGGUGGAUGAGCUGGACUCUAAUGAAGUGAAUGUGAAUAGAUGUUUAUUUAAUAUACCGGUAUAUAUUUUUUCUUUUCCUCCAAGAACAUCUUAAUACUAGAAGCAAAUACAUAAUGAACUUAUGUAGUUCUAGUUGCAUUUUUUAAUACUUUUUUCUGCUAUUACAUUUCUUCCAUCAUCAAAAACGGCAUUAUCAGAUCUCACUGAAACCUCUUGAUACUGAGAGCCGAUUUUGUCUACUGCUUUUUUUUUUUUUUUUAUGAAAAUGAGAACUGGAUUCUAGGUAGUGCGUUCCAAGCGUGGGAAAUGGCAGAUUAUGAAUGAUUGACAGGUUUGUAGUUUUCCACACUAUGCCCAGAAAGCAUAAGCAAGCAUGAAAUAAAACGGAUAUAUCCCUUAAAGUGGAUCAUUUUAUCAGUCCUCUGUGUACAUAUAAAUGUUUUUGUUUAGCUGCACUGAAGAAGUGGAAAAGACAUGAAGGCUUUGGCUUCUCAAAUCAAGUGAAGACACAAUUUUACAUAGAAAUAAUUUUAUAUUUCCUUCAGAAUGUGUAUAACUGGGUCAGAUAAAUUAUUGUACAUUUUUGAAUGUUUUUGAAACUUUAUUUAAAUAACUAUAGAUGAACAUUUUAUUUAAUGCUUGUAUAAUCAUUUAAAUAAAGUGAAAGUUAGUACUAUAACACUUUCUUGUCUCAUAUAUUUAAGAAGUAACCACAGCCUAGUAUGGAAUAAAUGUAAAGAACAUUUCGCCCUAAAAUGCUUGUGGGCAAUCGUUUAGACCUAGAUCUGACUCCUGUGUUCAUGAAUUAAAACAUAAUAAAAGUUAGCUUCAGUUGAAAAACUC
Molecule: messenger RNA, 2162 nt
Organism: Periophthalmus magnuspinnatus
Lineage: Eukaryota; Metazoa; Chordata; Actinopteri; Gobiiformes; Gobiidae
Gene: dnajb14
Product: DnaJ heat shock protein family (Hsp40) member B14
Exons: 8
Coding region: 198-1328 (376 amino acids)
Biological process (GO): cellular response to misfolded protein
Cellular component (GO): endoplasmic reticulum membrane
Molecular function (GO): Hsp70 protein binding
Source: RefSeq, a predicted model, not a curated record